Messenger RNA from Chironomus riparius, 797 nucleotides. NCBI's taxonomy places the organism in Eukaryota, Metazoa, Arthropoda, Insecta, Diptera, Chironomidae. The record is from the annotation of a GenBank genome assembly.
GAAAUCUUCAGACGAGGAACAACUUCUGUGACUAUAAAAGACUGCGCAAAUUAGCAAAAAAAUUCAUAACUGUUUUGACUUGAGAACUUAUUGGUAUAAAAGCAUAUAUUGUUAGUAAAGAUGCAAUCAAAAGUGUUUUUCUUGGUUUGUUGUGUCUUAUUGUGCACAGUUUCUGCACAAAUCUUAUUUGCUGAUACACCAGAAUGUAGUCAUUUAGAGUGUGGACCAAAAGCUGUAUGCAAAGUGAGCAAUUUCGGUUACGCAUGCAAAUGCAAGAGUGAAUUUGGAGGACCUUAUUCAAUGGCAUGUUUUGGUUAAUGUUUUCAAAAAAAAAACCAAAUAAUCAUUAACUGAUAAGCACCGAUUUGGUUCCAUAACUGCUCCACACUAGUUCAACGUAAGAACAUCAAAACACACAAAUUUAACCCAAUUUUUUUUUGUAACACUCGUAAUGUGCGAUAAGCGUAUUAUCAUAUAAUAAAUUAAACUGAUACCAUACCUCUUUACUCUCAACUUAAUUUAUGAUUCUGAAUUGUACUUACAGUGAGUUUUUUGCCUCUCUUUUAACGCAGUGGUGUCCAACCUUUUUUGUGCCAUGGGACACUUAGUGUUAAGCUAUGAUCAAAACCGCACACAACACACGAAUCGUGGGAUAUCACAUUAGUGUGCCGUGGCACACGGGUUGGUCAUCACUGCUUUAACAUAAGCAUAAAGAAAAGGGGAAAAUAAUCUGAUAAAUUUCGCUUCUUCUUAGGUAUGUAUUCACAGGAUGUGCUAAUAAAAUAUGAUUAAUGUGA